CUCCUCCUCCAAGAGGGCAUUUUUUUUUUGCUUUUGUUGUUGUCAUUUCAAUUGGUGUAAAAGUUAGUUUUGGCUAUUUUCCAAAGGGACAUGUGGAUUGUUUGAUUUGUCUACUGAUUAACCCUUACAUCUCCAAAUGUCUCAUCAAGGGAAUUAAACACUCUUUCUCGCAAGAUCAUGAAGUAUCCCGUAUUCAUAUGUUCUUAAUUUUCAUGCCAUGUAUGCACACAAAAGAUGUAUAGGUGUGCCUCUAUUAAAAAGUCCAAUACUAAAUACUAUUUGAUGCAGAUUAUUUGUGUGAAAUAAAUACAAUAAUUGAUAUUUAGAAUGUAUCAGCAAUACAAAUAUAGAAUAUUUGGUCCCAAAACAAAGUUACAACCAAUUAAUGAAGCAAGUAGAUCAAUGAAAAUGUCAAAUGCCUUGGCCUUCUUUAACUACUCUUUGUCUACUCCCUCUAUUUUAUGCGAAUAUGACCUGUACCUCUGUGAUAUCCCUUGGUCAGGGUUGUGGUGUUGUGGACUUCAAAGAUGAAGAGUUUGUGAGCAAGGCUGUAGAAACUAUGAAUAAAUAUGACCUAAGUGGAAGGCCCCUCAACAUUAAGGAGGACCCUGAUGGGGAACAUGCCCGCCGUGUGAUGCAGCGCAUGGGAGUCCCGCAAGGAGGCCGGGGGCAGGACAUGGGACCUGGUGGAAUGAAUAUCCCCCCUUCCAUCGCCAACAAUCCCAACAUUCCACCUGAAAUCAAGCAUGCAUUGCAAACGGGUCGACUGGGCAGCACAGUGUUUGUGGCCAAUCUUGAUUUCAAGGUGGGCUGGAAGAAGCUCAAGGAAGUGUUCAACAUGGCAGGUGUGGUAAAACGGGCUGACGUUAAGGAGGACAAGGACGGCAAGAGCCGUGGGAUGGGAACCGUGACUUUUGAGCAGCCGCUGGAGGCCCUGCAGGCUAUAUCCAUGUUCAAUGGACAGAUGCUCUUUGAGAGACAAAUGCAUGUUAAAAUGGAUGAGAAAUCCAUUCCCCCAGAUGAUUAUCGCCAAAUGGAAAAAACUCCUCAAUUACCACGCGGUCUGUCUGGUAUUGGAAUGGGACUAGGACCAGGAGGGCAGCCUAUUAAUGCAAACAAUCUGAGCAGCGGAGGAGGCAUGGGCCCAGGAGGUAUGGAUGCUCCAGGUUAUGGUGGAAUGAACAGACUUGGAGCUGGAAUGGGUGUCGGUGGGGGGUUUGGAGGCAUGGAUAACAUGGCCAACAUGGUUAAUUUCGGAGGAAGAGACACGAUGCCGAUGGGCAGGAUGGGCGAUAUGUACCGUUCAAGAAUGGGAGGAACGGAUCGUGAUUUUGGCAACUGCGACAUGCCAAUGAAUCGUGGAUUUGGAGAUUCGUACGGAGGAAUCGCAGGUGGAAGUUUUGGCGGAGGCAUGGGCGUUGGUGGCAUGGGGAGCAUGGGGACUGGAUUAGGUGGUGGAAUGGGCAGUAUGGCGAUGGAUCGCAUGGGCUCAGGCUUUGACCGCAUGGGAAUGUCAGGAAUGGACAUGAACCGCGGCUUUGGAGGUGGCGGCCCGGGUCACAUGGGCAUGUCAGACAGAGGCUACGGGCCAAAAGGAGGUUGUCAGAUCUUUGUGCGAAAUCUCUCCUAUGAACUUACGUGGCAAAAGCUGAAAGAGAAGUUCAGUCACUGUGGCCAGGUGAUGUUUGCGGACAUCAAGAUGGAGAACGGCAAGUCAAAGGGCUGCGGAACAGUCAGAUUCGACUCUCCGGAGAGUGCAGAGAAAGCCUGCCGGAUGAUGAAUGGAACAAAGAUCAAUGGCCGAGAGGUGGAUGUCCGCAUUGAUCGUAAUGCCUAGACGUUUUGCAAGGAGCCACUCACUCACGUCUACAUUUCAAGCCUUCUUCGCCAGUGAGCUCUUGUUUUGUUUUAAAAACACAAUUGCAUUACUUCAUCGAACGUCACAGCCACAGUUUUCGUUUGUUUCUGUUAAUAUAUACAACAAUAGCUCCUUUUAUCUUUUGUUUUGUAAUCCCUUUUUUAAUUGUCUGGCAGUUUGUUUGAACAAAUAAACAUUUAAAUUUUUAAACCUA
Messenger RNA from Phyllopteryx taeniolatus (common seadragon), 2072 nucleotides. RefSeq names its product myelin expression factor 2 (gene myef2). NCBI's taxonomy places the organism in Eukaryota, Metazoa, Chordata, Actinopteri, Syngnathiformes, Syngnathidae. The transcript is spliced from 14 exons. Gene Ontology annotation, cellular component: nucleus; cytoplasm; post-mRNA release spliceosomal complex. The record is from RefSeq and is a predicted model, not a curated record. Gene Ontology annotation, molecular function: mRNA binding. Gene Ontology annotation, biological process: regulation of mRNA stability involved in response to oxidative stress. Bases 416 to 1837 code for a protein of 473 amino acids.